This is a messenger RNA of Diachasmimorpha longicaudata, 968 nucleotides long. RefSeq names its product small ribosomal subunit protein uS2m (gene mRpS2). Gene Ontology annotation, biological process: translation. Gene Ontology annotation, cellular component: mitochondrial small ribosomal subunit; ribosome. The record is from RefSeq and is a predicted model, not a curated record. Gene Ontology annotation, molecular function: structural constituent of ribosome. The coding region runs from base 143 to 916 and encodes 257 amino acids. The transcript is spliced from 3 exons. Lineage: Eukaryota; Metazoa; Arthropoda; Insecta; Hymenoptera; Braconidae.
ACUUUUUGGGACUUGCGUUUGUUGCACCGCUAACGUUUUGGCGCCACAUUAGACGGUGGGUAUGAGAUGAUACACCGGGGAAAGCAGAUAACCCUGAGAAUCUACUAUCUAGUGACCAAUUCACAGUUUGGUUAACCUCAAAAUGGCUGGAUCGGUAGCUCGUAUAUUUUCCACAACAAAGUUUUUAGGCCAUGUCAAGCGACCAGUGGGCAUCAAUUUCAGUCAGACACCCCUGUCAACACAAGCAGUCCCCAAAGUACAAAAAAGUGAAGACCCACCAGCUGUGAUAGAUCCCCUGAAGCACCCCGAUCUCUUCGGAGUUCACGAGCUGUUCACCAUAAAGGACCUCUUCGACGCACGAGUGCACUUCGGCCACAAGAUCGGCUCCCUGGAUGAUCGAAUGAAGCCGUACCUCUACGGAUCACGACUGGGCCAUCUGAUAAUCGACCUCGACAAGACAGCUGAACACCUCCGAAGUGCCCUCAACUUCACAGCUCACAUUGCCUUUCACAAUGGAAUAAUUCUCUUCGUCUGUCGCAAUCCCCAGGCCACUCACCUGGUCGAAAAAACGGCCAGGGAGUGCGGUGAAUUCGCCCACACGAGAUUCUGGACGAGGGGAACAUUCACCAAUGCAACGAGACUCUUCAAGGCUGUCACCAGACUCCCGGACUUGUGUAUCUUCAUCAACUCCCAGAACGAUGUACUCUACGAGAGUUUUGCUGUACGUGAUGCAGCAAAAAUGUGCAUUCCCAGUGUUGGAAUUGUCGACACCAAUUGCAAUCCGAAUCUCAUCACUUAUCCAGUGCCUGGCAAUGAUGACAGCCCAGUAGCCCACGCCCUGUACUGCAAACUGUUCAAGGAAGCUAUUCUGCGGGGAAAAGGGGCUAGGGAAAAGUUGUCCAAGUUAACCGAGUAGUAUAAGUUUAUUCCUUAUGUACAAAAUGUCAUAUAAAAUCAUUUCAACUGAA